Messenger RNA from Sinocyclocheilus grahami, 3202 nucleotides. It is a transcript of the gene agk, whose product is annotated as acylglycerol kinase. Gene Ontology annotation, biological process: phosphorylation; sphingosine biosynthetic process; ceramide biosynthetic process. NCBI's taxonomy places the organism in Eukaryota, Metazoa, Chordata, Actinopteri, Cypriniformes, Cyprinidae. Gene Ontology annotation, cellular component: membrane; cytoplasm; mitochondrion. Gene Ontology annotation, molecular function: ceramide kinase activity; ATP-dependent diacylglycerol kinase activity; acylglycerol kinase activity. The record is from RefSeq and is a predicted model, not a curated record. Bases 148 to 1416 code for a protein of 422 amino acids. The transcript is spliced from 15 exons.
GUUGCACCGGUCAUGCUCAUCCUUUGAGAGAACGAUGGAAUGUCAACGGUGAAGAGCUACACUCAAUUCUUGUUGCGUUUAGCCGUGCAAUAGUGUACCUUAAUUGGGAUAUCUAAAAAGACAGUUGAUUUACAGUAAUACAGAAUAAUGGCUCGAGUAGUGAAAGUGUUUCGGACGUUAAGAAAUCACUGGAAAAAAUCCACAUUUGCUGUGUGUGUGCUGUCAUAUGGAGGACACUGGCUAUAUGGAAAGCACUGUGACAAUGUGCUGCGACGAGAAGCAUGUAUAGAGGCCAGGGCAUUUGGUCAUCAGUUAAUUGGACCUCAGGAGCAUCUGAAGAAAGCCAUAGUCAUUCUAAAUCCUGCUGCCUGUAAUAGAAAAGCUAAUAGUUUGUUUGAGAAGAAUGCAGCUCCCAUUUUACACUUAGCUGGUGUGGAGGUCAAAAUUGUGAAGACUGAUUAUGAAGGCCAGGCAAAAAAGCUCAUGGAAUUGAUGGAUCAAACAGAUAUGCUGAUCAUUGCUGGAGGUGAUGGGACAUUACAGGAGGUGAUAACUGGCUUACUGCGCAGAGUUGAUGAGGAGACCUUCAGUAAAAUACCAAUCGGUUUCAUUCCUCUGGGUUCCAGUAACUCUUUGAGUCAGAGUCUACAUCUGGUUUCUGACAACAAAGUACAGCACAUUACCUCUGCAACCCUGUCAAUACUGAAAGGAGAAACUGUUCCACUGGAUGUUCUGCAGAUAAAAAGUGAGAAGGAGCAGCCAGUGUUUGCUCUGUUUGGCUUGCGUUGGGGUGCAUUCAGAGACGUCACUGCUUCUAUCAGCAAAUAUUGGUACCUUGGCCCCUUGAAAACAAGAGCAGCACAUUGGUUUAGUAGCCUUAAGCAGUGGCCACAGUCUCACCAGGCCUCCCUCUCCUAUCUGGCUCCUGUACCUCGUCCACCUGACCUUCCCACUGAAAUACCACCCCGGCCGAACCUCCUCUACCGCAUCUACCGCAGACUCAAGAACUACUGGAACCCUCCUAUAGAAGAGCCACAGAAAGAGCCUGAGCCAGAGCGAUGGGAGAGCAAAGACAUUUCCACAUUGGAGCUCACAGUUAGCACACACAAUAAGAACCCUGUCAAGAGACGUGAGGACGAUUCUAUGGUGAUAACUCUGGACUCAGACUCCCUCACAGUUGGUCAGUUCAUCACUGAGGGAACUAAGAAAGUAUUGAACCCGAUGGAGUCCAUAGAAGAUGCUUCGCAGAUAGAGGCCAGUGCUGCUAGUCUCAAUCUCCCAGAGGAGGGUGCCGGCUUUUAUGGCAUUGACAAUGAGGAAUAUGAGGCUAUGUCUGUGGAAGUGAGACUGUUGCCACGGAAACUGAGGUUCUUUUGCAGUGCUGAGCGCAGAGAGCAGCUUGCACAGGCUCAGUGAUGACAGUUGUGUUAAUAUGUGCAGAGGAGCCUGAGGAACUGCUGAUGAAACUGGAAAACAUACCAGUUACAACAAAAAGAGGAGUCAAAUGAACUUUUGAGUUCUCAUAAAGAUCACCGUACUCCAACUGAACAAUCUGUGGUCUAUGGACUUUAAGAAACAGCAGUUAAAUUGUCAUUUUGAUGUUUUUUUAACAGCAUGGAUGAUGUUAUUAACUUAAUACAGGCAUAAUGUUCAGGUUUACUUUGAAUGUUUUUUUUUUUUUUUUGGCUCAAGAACUUGCUUAAGAAACUCGCAUGAUACUGAAUGUGUCUGACCAGAUGAGGACCAAGAAUAAAAGUCAUUAUCAAUCUCUUAUUUUGCUUAUUUUAAGACUUCCGCCUGCAUUUGUGAUAAUCUUGUAGCUUCCUUCAGGUAAACCAGUGUUUUGUUUUUCUCAAAUCAACCCCCAAAUACUGCACAAACAAAGCAUGUGAUAGAAAAGAAGGAACCGUUUAUUUCAAAAUGGCAGUGAAUAAGAAUCACUGGCUUUAAAACAACAGACACAUGCUGUUAGUUUGUAUUACUGUAUAGGUAGUGUGUAAGACAGGCAUUACACUAGUGCUUUGUGAUCCUAGUAGAGUAAAACCCAACAUUCUUUGCGCUUGUUAUUGUGACAAAGACUUGUGCAACACUUAGAUAACUCACAAAAAAUAUCACGCAUACACAAUACCAGACGACCUGUACAAUAAUAUACAUUUCCAUUCAUUUACAAUAGGACACUAAAUAACCAACCAACAUCCUACAAGAGGAUGGUUUCAAAGAUUUAUAAUACAGAAAGUUCUUUGAUAGAUAAAUGUAAAAACAAUAUUCACAUUUAAUCAAAUCUAGGUUAUAAGCAACAGUAUUAUUUAUUGUUAAUUUAACUUUUAUUUCACGUAAUUUAAAGAACUUCAUCCAUCAAACUGACAAACCCGAGUGCCUGCACUCAUUCUCAAAUAAUCAAUUAUCAUUAUUUUAUUAGAAGGUUGAAAAUUAGAUGAAAGGAAACUGUAAACUCAAAAGGUCAAGUAAAUACUUUUCUUUUAAACUUCACCAGCUUUAUGAAUAAUUAAGUGUCCAGUUAGGGUUUUCACAGGAUGAACAUAUAAACGCACACAAAACCACAAUCAAUCAGCCUUGUGAGGCCAGUUUGCUGCUCUCCAGAAAUGAUCGACCCAAAUACAUUUAAAUAAGAAACCCCAAGUAUAUACAUAUUCAAAGUCUUUAACAGGUAAUAAUCAGGAGCAUUCACUGAUGACAGACGGGAAUAGAAUCACAUUCAUUUCUUAAGAGCAAAUUAAGGGACUCAAAAAGCUGAAUGUAACAUUUCUGUGUCUGUUUAAAUCAUAUGUGCAUCAGACUGUGCAUUAAAUGUACAAUUUGCAUUCAAUACCAAGAGUGACAGUGAUUAAAGGCCUGUCCAGAAUGAACAAAUACACAUUAUGCUUCAAUUCAUUAGUGUUCAGUCCGUUUAGUAAGUGUAAUAACAGCAAAUGCUUGAACAGAGAAUGGCGUAGACAGCAUUGAAAUGAGUCACAUUCAUCAGAUAUCAUUUGGGUAGUGAAAUAAUGACUGAGAACCUUCUACACUGUUGUUCACUCCCAUUCAUAUACAUCAAUAAGUGCUGUGCCAAACUACAGUAGUGAACUGAUUGUGUCUAUGUGUCCAUGCACAAUAAAAAUCCACAAGUAACACAACAAACACAGUGACUGAUGUCUGUUUUUUCCCCAAAAUGAAAUGACUGUUUACAUGUACAUGAUUAAGU